Messenger RNA from Rhodamnia argentea, 1746 nucleotides. Its product is annotated as B3 domain-containing transcription factor VRN1-like. Gene Ontology annotation, biological process: regulation of DNA-templated transcription. Gene Ontology annotation, molecular function: DNA binding. The record is from RefSeq and is a predicted model, not a curated record. The transcript is spliced from 6 exons. Bases 72 to 1574 code for a protein of 500 amino acids. NCBI's taxonomy places the organism in Eukaryota, Viridiplantae, Streptophyta, Magnoliopsida, Myrtales, Myrtaceae.
AGAGAGAGAGAGAGAGAGUGGCUUGGAGGAAUAUUUGUCGUGAGAACAGCUCACUCUCCUUCAUAUCUGCCAUGGCAGAGGAAAAUGCAUGCCGGAGCAACUCUGGUCCUUCUUGUGCUGGAGAAGAUGGUCAGCUUUUCGAGGCCAAGACUCCCCACUUCUUCAGGAUUGUUCGGUCCCAACACAUUCAGAGUGAAAAUCUUAAUGAGACAUUUGGACAGCAACACCGUGUUGUGGUGGAGUUAGGUGAUACUUUUUGGAGAGUAAUGAAGAUUCCAAUAAGAUUCGCCAGAAGAUUCGGAAAUAAUUUCUCCAACGUCGUGUGCCUCAAUAUGCCUAGUGGUGAUGUUUGGAAAAUGAAAUUGCGGAGGCAAAAAGAUGACUUUUGGCUACAAGAUGGUUGGUCAGACUUCGUCAAGCACUACUCAAUCGAAGACGGUUACUUCCUAGUCUUCAGAUAUGAAGGAAACUGUGUGUUUCAUGUGGUUGUAUGUGAUACGAGUGCUUCAGAAAUCACAUACCCUAUGGUUUGUAAAGCAAAUUGUGGAAAAUUCAAGCUUGGUGAUGAGCGUUUGUUGUCACAAGACGUGGAGGAAACCGAGGACAUGGUAAUUGAAAUAUCAGAUGAUGAUUCUCAGUCAUGCAGAUGUAAAAGGAGAGAAUCACCAUCAUCAACAAAAGUUCGAUCCCCGAAGAAGAAGAAGAAGAAAAAUUCACUGGCUGAUGAUGACGACUCUUUGUAUGAGCCAUCCAUGGAAACAAGCAGUUACAAUGGGUGUCCAGAAUGGACUAAUAGUUCGUACAAUGAAGGACCUCAAGUUAAAAAAGAUGAACAUGGUGAUGGACACAUCUCUGACGGUAAUAAUUGCCCGAAAUCGGUGCCGUGUUUGAGUAACCGACGGUUCAGAGUUGAAGAAGAGGUCGAAGUGCUUUCGAGGGCUGCUUCUUUUGAAACCACAAAUCCAUUUUUCAUAGUUCUUAUGCAACCAUCCUAUGUUCAGUGUCCGUACGCAUUGAAUAUACCAGCUGCAUUUUUCAUGACACACAUCUCUAAGACUAGCGGAAACGGUUUUAUGAAGCUACACGGCUCUAGCGGAAGGGUUUGGAUCGCCCGAUACCAUCUUGGGAUGUACAACGCCAAACCAAAAGUUAGGGCCCAAGGUGGUUGGAAAACAUUUGUGCUGGACAACAAACUGCAGAAGGGCGAUGCCUGCGUCUUUGAAUUGCUGACUUCUGGUAAAGCUUUGUUCAAGGUCGUCAUCUACAGAGGCAGUCAAUGCUCAAGUUGUGGUUGUUCAUCUUCUACGACGAGAAAUGAUACGGAGCCAAUCAAGAACCAAACCAAGGACCCAAUCAAGUAUCCGAUUGAAGAGAAGACGAAGGAAGCUCAACGGUCCGGGCGUGUACAACAGAGGCCUUCAGAUGCUCCAGCGGAGGCUCAAGUUAAAAGGGGCAGGGGGAGACCUAGAAAGACGCAGCUAUGCGACAAGAAGACCAAAGUGAUCGGGGCCCGAAACGAAAGGCGUCCGGGACGACCUAGAAGGGGAGAGAAGGUCAAAGAGAAGGCACGGUGAAUCUGUUCCAUGCCUUGAACAGAUCUUUAACAGAGGCAUCUAUCUCUGCUUCAAGUUUGUGGGAUGAGACAAGCGCAAAAGGUUUGUCCAUAACAGUUAUUAUACUGAAGGGCACUGCUAUUAAUGAAUAAGAGUGGCGCAAUUCGACAAUGCUCGCUGUGAUUUUAAGUAA